Messenger RNA from Melanotaenia boesemani (Boeseman's rainbowfish), 2207 nucleotides. RefSeq names its product gastrula zinc finger protein XlCGF57.1-like. Gene Ontology annotation, molecular function: DNA-binding transcription factor activity, RNA polymerase II-specific; RNA polymerase II cis-regulatory region sequence-specific DNA binding. Gene Ontology annotation, biological process: regulation of transcription by RNA polymerase II. The record is from RefSeq and is a predicted model, not a curated record. Bases 261 to 1934 code for a protein of 557 amino acids. NCBI's taxonomy places the organism in Eukaryota, Metazoa, Chordata, Actinopteri, Atheriniformes, Melanotaeniidae. The transcript is spliced from 4 exons.
AGACGAAGAAGAAGAAGACAUCAUCACUGCAACGUUGUGUUGUGUUUGUUGGUCAGAGAAUACGUUUGAUUUACGUCCUUUCAAGCUCGCUGGGAAGGAAAGAUCGGACGGAAGAAGGAUCGGACAAAGACGUUUUAUCGAGGGAAGUCAGGAAGAAGAUGUGCAGCAGCUGUUGGUGAUUACAGAGGGGUUCCUUGUAAACGGAAACAGCACAAGUACAACUUAGAGUCCCAUCUCAUAAAAGUGGAACCAGAGGAACUAUGGCCCAAUCUGGAUGGAAAGCAGUUGAUGAUGGGAUGGUGGAGAGUGUCACCAGUUUACCGAUGAUGAAAGCUCCUCUGAAGAGUGAAGAUGAUGAUGAUAAAGAAGCUCAGCCUUGGUCAUAUACAGCCCAUCUCCAUCAAACCAAAACUGAAGGCAACAUAGAGGUAGAGGCUCCAACCAACAACCCAGCUAAACUGAUUAAAUCAGAAACUGAUGGAGAGGACUGUGGAGGACCAGAAAUAACCAGUAACCCAGACCCAAGCAGUUUUUUACAACUAAAUAGUGACAAUAACGCUUCAGGCUUUUCUGAGAUGCAACAUUUGUCACAUUUUGGACCUGAAAUGGAAGAUGGUGAUAAGGGCUGGAAUGACAACAAGGCACAUGGAUCAGGUGUAUACAGUAAUGUAGAGUGUAACACGGCCACCUCACUAAGCUUCUCUGAAUGUGGUGAAGAGUUUCAUGACCAACAAUCUCUCCAGAGACACUUAACAAAAAGGUCUUUGAGCUGUUUGAACAGAAAGAAAUGUUUUAGAGUGACACACAAUGUAAAUAUCCAGGAAAGAGACCAUACAGGGAAAGAAACAGUUCAGUGUGAUGUUUGUGGUACAAUCUUUGGUCAUAAAAAACAACUUAGUAUGCACAUGAAAGUCCACACAGGAGACAGACUGUUCAGCUGUAAUGAAUGUGGACAUAGAUUUAGUGAAAAGUCAAGCUUAAACAAACACAUGAGAAUCCACACAGGAGACAGACCCUUCAGCUGUGAUAAAUGUGGACAUACUUUUAGUCAGAAGACACACUUAACUCGACACAUGAAAAUCCACACAGGAGACAGACCCUUCAGUUGUGAUGAAUGUGGACAUAAAUUUAGUCAAAAGACACACUUAACUCGACACAUGAGAAUCCACACAGGAGACAAACCAUUCAGCUGUGAUGAAUGUGGACAUAGAUUUAUUCAAAAGAUACACUUAACCCAACACAUGAGAAUCCACACAGGAGACAGACCAUUCAGCUGUGAUGAAUGUGGACAUGGAUUUAGUAGAAAGACACUCUUAAAUCAACACAUGAGAAUCCACACAGGAGACACACCAUUCAGCUGUGAUGAAUAUGGACAUAGAUUAUGUAGAAAGACAAACCUAAACACACACAUGAGAAUCCACACAGGAGACAGACCAUUCAGCUGUGAUAAAUGUGGACAUAGAUUUAGUGAAAAGUCAAGCUUAACCAGACACAUGAGAAUCCACACAGGAGACAGACCUUUCAGCUGUGAUGAAUGUGGACAUAGCUUUAGUCAAAAGUCAAACUUAAACAACCAUAUGAAAAUCCACACAGGAGACAGACCUUUCAGCUGUGAUGAAUGUGGACAUAGCUUUAGUAGAAAGACACUCUUAAAACAACACAUGAGAAUCCACACAGGAGACAGACCUUUCAGCUGUGAUGAAUGUGGACAUAGAGUUAGUCAAAAGUCAAACUUAAACAAACACAUGAUAAUCCACACAGGAGACACACCAUUCAGCUGUGAUGAAUGUGGACAUAGAUUUAGUCGAAAGACAAGCCUAAACACACACAUGAGAAUCCACACAGGACAGAGACCAUUUCCUUGUGAGGUUUGUGGUGAAUUAUUUAGGUGGCAUCAAUCUUUAAAAGGACACAUGCGCAUCCACACAAAAUAGAAGAGGCACAGUUUAAGGAUAUUGAUGCAAAUAUGUAAAUAAUGUGUUUAUAUGUGUAGAUAUGUGCUGGUUGUGGAAGAAAUUUCCUUAUUAUGGGUGCCUAUGCUAUAAGCAUUGAGGCACACAUAUUACUAUCGCUCUGUGUAUAUUGCGCUUAUAAUUCUCCCAUUUCUGCUUGGAACUUUGGCCCCUAUCUCCUCCCACAGUUUUGACUGUACCCCCACAAAAGGUAUAUUAAAGCAUGUGUCUCAAUCUCGAACGGUGUGCUAUGAC